GGCGGGGCCCGCAGACGGAGCGAGGCGGCGGCGGCGCGGCGCAGGGCGCGGGGCGGCAUGGCCACCACCGCGCAGUACCUGCCGCGGGGCCCCGGCGGCGGGGCCGGGGGCACUGGGCCGCUCAUGCACCCGGACGCCGCGGCGGCGGCGGCGGCAGCGGCGGCCGCCGAGCGACUGCACGCGGGGGCCGCGUACCGCGAAGUGCAGAAGCUGAUGCACCACGAGUGGCUGGGCGCGGGCGCGGGCCACCCCGUGGGCCUAGCGCACCCCCAGUGGCUCCCCGCGGGAGGCGGCGGCGGCGGCGACUGGGCUGGCGGCCCGCACCUGGAGCACGGCAAGGCGGGCGGCGGUGGCACCGGUCGAGCCGACGACGGCGGCGGCGGCGGCGGCUUUCACGCGCGCCUGGUGCACCAGGGGGCGGCCCACGCGGGCGCGGCGUGGGCACAGGGCGGCACGGCGCACCACCUGGGCCCGGCUAUGUCGCCGUCGCCUGGGGCCGGCGGGGGCCACCAGCCCCAGCCGCUGGGGCUGUACGCUCAGGCGGCCUACCCGGGGGGCGGCGGCGGAGGCCUGGCCGGGAUGUUGGCGGCGGGCGGCGGCGGCGCGGGCCCGGGCCUGCACCACGCGCUGCACGAGGACGGCCACGAGGCGCAGCUGGAGCCGUCGCCUCCGCCGCAUCUGAGCGCCCACGGACACGCACACGGACAUGCCCACGCGGGCGGCCUGCACGCGGCGGCGGCGCACCUGCACCCGGGCGCGGGCGGCGGCGGCUCGUCGGUGGGCGAGCACUCGGACGAGGACGCGCCCAGCUCGGACGACCUGGAGCAAUUCGCCAAACAGUUCAAGCAGCGGCGCAUCAAGCUGGGCUUCACGCAGGCCGACGUGGGGCUGGCGCUGGGCACGCUGUACGGUAACGUGUUCUCGCAGACCACCAUCUGCCGCUUCGAGGCCCUGCAGCUGAGCUUCAAGAACAUGUGUAAGCUCAAACCGCUGCUCAACAAGUGGCUGGAGGAGACCGACUCGUCCAGCGGGAGCCCCACCAACCUGGACAAGAUCGCGGCGCAGGGCCGCAAGCGCAAGAAGCGCACGUCCAUCGAGGUGGGGGUCAAAGGCGCGCUCGAGAGCCACUUUCUCAAGUGCCCCAAGCCCUCAGCGCACGAGAUCACCGGCCUGGCCGACAGCCUGCAGCUGGAGAAGGAGGUGGUGCGCGUCUGGUUCUGCAACCGGCGGCAGAAGGAGAAGCGCAUGACCCCCGCGGCCGGCGCCGGCCACCCGCCCAUGGACGACGUGUACGCGCCCGGCGAGCUGGGGCCCGGUGGGGCCGGUGCGUCUCCGCCCUCGGCGCCCCCGCCGCCCCCGGCGGCCGCGCUGCACCACCACCACCACCACACGCUGCCCAGCUCGGUGCAGUGACCCCGCCGGCCCGACCCACCCCACCCCCGCCGGUGCGCGGCGAGGCGCCGCGGGGCCUGAACUCUUUUUGUUCGGUUGCUUUGGAUUUUACAAAUUAAAAAAAGAAAAAAAGCCCAGAAACUUUCGAACAAAACCAAACACUGGACCACCCUCUCUGGCGAGCGGCGGCUGAGACGGCCGACUGGCUGCGUCGCCAACCCGGAUAGAGAGGAGCUAGGAUCCGGAACGCGCCAACUCACCCCGGGGCACUCCGCCCGCCCGCCGCCUGCUCCCCACCCCCACCCCCACCCCGCCCCCGAGGACCCUCGCCUCUGCCCCCCCCACCCCUCACCCCGGCUGUUCGGGGCCGGAUCCCGGCAGCGGCCUCCCCACAGCGACAGGUAACGCGGUGCGGGAUUAGGGGUUCCCCGGGAGAGGACGCAAAGAGGAGGGCUCACCAAUCCCCUCUCCCCGCGGGGCGCGCACUCCCGAGCCUGCGGGUCGGGGUUGGGGGGCUGUCACUCUACUUGCUCCACGCCUCUUGUUUCCCACGAGGAUGCGCACCCUCCCCCCGACCCUUCCUCCGGGCUUGGAUUUUUUUUUUUUUUUUCCGGUUUUUAUUUAUUCAUGGAGCCUCUCUGCUCCUGGGGUCCUUCUAACUUCGCCUGCGCCCUUAAUUUAAAUCGCUGUAUACUGUAUUUAUCGGGCCCUGGAGGGGAGGCCGCGAGAGCCGCGUCUGUGUAUAAAAGCAGGAAAUAGCCAAAGCUUUAAUCUAGCCUAAUUUAUUUUUCCCCAUGCCUUCCCCUACCCGACCCCCUAGUACCCCCAACCAAAAAAAAAAAAAAAAAAAAGCGAAAAAACUAACAAAAAAAAUUUUUUUUUCUAGUGUUCAUUUUUCGUUUCGUUUUAUCCGAGCCCUGACUCGGUACCUUGGCCACGCCGGAGUGGUGUCUGCGCUUCCACACACCCCGAGGGGCAGGGGCCUCUGCCUACCACAGACCGGCUGCCACACUGCAGGGCCUCCACUCCCCGCGGGGCCCAGCCCGCCUGGCCGCUAACAAACGAAACUUAGAAAAGUUGGAGGUAUUUUUAACCAGCUGUAGAAAUAAGCCGUUCCCCCCAAAACCUUCUGCCUGAUUCUCCGCAGCUUCUGUCUGCUCUGUCCAGCCCCAGGGAUGCGGGAUGCUAGGGGUGGCCAGAAAAGAAAUCCCCCCAAGUUUGGGGUGAAAUGGGAACCUUGUAAAUAUGUGACAUAUGUAAACAGGGCGGGGAGAAGAAACAUUUUGUGCUUGGUUUUUAUUUUUGGUUUCCCAAGUUGCCCUCCUUCCCCCUUCCCAAAGGAUUUUGUAUACCAACUAACCCGAAAAAGAUAUUUUAAUAUGAUUUUCAGAUUUCUGAUCCAUCUCUAUUUAUUUUCUGGAUGUGUUUGGGGCUUCCCCACCUCUUCCUUCAUUUCUUGUUCUGUUUGUUACAGUUGGAUUUAAAUUUUGUUAUUUUAUUUUUUAUUAUUUUUGGAACAAUGUUUUUGGUGCAUUCUCUUUGUAUCUUUACUGCAAAAAACAUAAUAAUAAUGUAGACUGGGAAGUUCCCUUUAUAUUUAUGUUAUAGUAAAUAUUUUAUUACUCACAUAAACUUGUACCCCAGGGC
Erinaceus europaeus (western European hedgehog) is the source of this 3039-nucleotide messenger RNA. It is a transcript of the gene POU3F1, whose product is annotated as POU class 3 homeobox 1. The record is from RefSeq and is a predicted model, not a curated record. Gene Ontology annotation, molecular function: DNA-binding transcription factor activity, RNA polymerase II-specific; RNA polymerase II cis-regulatory region sequence-specific DNA binding. Lineage: Eukaryota; Metazoa; Chordata; Mammalia; Eulipotyphla; Erinaceidae. Gene Ontology annotation, cellular component: nucleus. Bases 58 to 1413 code for a protein of 451 amino acids. The transcript has a single exon. Gene Ontology annotation, biological process: regulation of transcription by RNA polymerase II; brain development.